Molecule: messenger RNA, 1701 nt
Organism: Aspergillus clavatus NRRL 1
Lineage: Eukaryota; Fungi; Ascomycota; Eurotiomycetes; Eurotiales; Aspergillaceae
Product: chaperonin-containing T-complex alpha subunit TCP1
Exons: 6
Coding region: 1-1701 (566 amino acids)
Biological process (GO): protein folding
Cellular component (GO): chaperonin-containing T-complex
Molecular function (GO): ATP-dependent protein folding chaperone; ATP hydrolysis activity; ATP binding
Source: RefSeq, a predicted model, not a curated record
AUGGCAGGCAUCUUUGAGGCACCGCGCAAUGCGGACACUCUCUUCUUGGGUGGGCAGAAAAUAACUGGCUCUGAUGUCCGCGAACAGAAUGUUCUUGCGACGCAGGCUAUUGCAAAUGUUGUGAAGAGCUCCUUUGGACCCUCUGGUCUGGAUAAGAUGAUGGUAGACGACAUAGGGGACGUCACUGUAACAAACGAUGGAGCAACUAUUCUGAGCUUGUUGGAUAUUGAGCAUCCUGCUGGGAAGAUUCUCGUCGACCUGGCUCAACAACAGGACAAGGAGGUCGGUGAUGGUACCACUUCCGUCGUUCUGAUUGCUGCCGAACUCUUGCGACGAGGAAACGAGUUAAUGAAGAAUCGUAUACAUCCCACAACCAUUAUCAACGGCUACCGACUAGCCCUCAGAGAGGCGGUCAAGUACAUGAAUGAGAACAUUACCACAAAAGUCGAUUCGCUAGGAAAGGACAGCUUGGUGAAUAUUGCCAAGACGUCCAUGUCCAGCAAAAUCAUUGGCGCGGAUGCGGAUUUCUUUGCCAACAUGGUCGUCGAUGCCAUGCUGUUGGUGAAGACCACCAAUCAGAGAAACGAAGUCAAAUACCCUGUCAAGGCCGUGAAUCUGCUCAAGGCCCACGGAAAGAGCGGCACGGAAUCCAUCCUUGUCAAAGGCUAUGCACUCAACUGCACCGUUGCGUCACAAGCGAUGAAGACUCGGGUCACUGAUGCCAAAAUCGCCUGUCUGGAUAUGAACUUGCAGAAGGAGAGAAUGAAGCUUGGUGUUCAGAUCACAGUCGAUGAUCCUGAUCAACUGGAGAAGAUUCGCGAAAGAGAGUCCGGCAUUGUUCUCGAGCGUGUGGAGAUGAUCCUCAAGUCUGGCGCAAAUGUCAUCCUUACUACCAAGGGUAUCGACGAUAUGGUUCUCAAGCUCUUUGUUGAGAGGGGCGCCAUGGCUGUCCGCCGCUGCAAGAAAGAAGAUUUGAGACGAAUUGCCAAGGCGACUGGAGCCACCUUGGUAAGCUCGCUUUCCGACCUCAACGGUGAUGAGAAAUUCGACGCAUCGAAUUUGGGUUACGCAGAGGAAGUUGUGCAAGAGCGGAUCUCGGAUGACGAGUGCAUCCUAGUCAAGGGUACCAAGGUCCACACGUCAGCCUCCAUCAUUCUGAGAGGGCCCAACGACUACAGCUUGGAUGAGAUGGAGCGUUCGGUCCAUGACUCCCUCUGCGCUGUCAAGCGCACCCUCGAGAGUGGCAGCAUCGUCCCUGGUGGCGGUGCCGUUGAAACCGCUCUCCAUAUCUACCUUGAAGAAUUCGCAGUCACAGUGGGCUCGCGGGAGCAACUCGCGAUCGGUGAAUUCGCUCAAUCGCUUCUCAUUAUCCCGAAGACCUUAGCAGUCAACGCUGCCAAGGAUUCGUCCGAACUUGUUGCUCAGCUCCGAAGCUGCCACUUCGCCUCUCAGCGUGUGCAGGAGACUCCUGCCACCAAGGAUGACAAGGCUAUCGCGAAGAAGAAGAACUACAAGAACUACGGGCUCGAUCUGACAAAGGGACGAGUCCAUGACUGCAUCAAUGCCGGUGUCCUGGAACCUAGCAUGGGCAAGCUCAAGCAGUUCAAAAGUGCCGUAGAGGCCUGCAUAGCGAUUAUGCGUAUCGACACAAUGAUCAAGCUGGACCCCGAGAUAAAGGAGGAUGAUGGACACGGCCACUAG